This is a messenger RNA of Arachis duranensis, 1400 nucleotides long. Its product is annotated as DNA-directed RNA polymerases II and IV subunit 5A. The coding region runs from base 415 to 1035 and encodes 206 amino acids. Gene Ontology annotation, cellular component: RNA polymerase II, core complex; RNA polymerase I complex; RNA polymerase III complex. The transcript is spliced from 5 exons. NCBI's taxonomy places the organism in Eukaryota, Viridiplantae, Streptophyta, Magnoliopsida, Fabales, Fabaceae. Gene Ontology annotation, molecular function: DNA binding; DNA-directed RNA polymerase activity. Gene Ontology annotation, biological process: DNA-templated transcription. The record is from RefSeq and is a predicted model, not a curated record.
GAGCGAUCUCAUCUCUCUCCCUGUGGUUCUUUGGAUCUCGCACAGUCGCACUCAAGCUCUCUUCCUCUCUCGUCUCCGGUUUCUCUCACUGCUUUCAGUCUCGCACUGAAGCUGGUCGUCGCAUUCUGUGUGAGUCAUCACCGUCUUGCACUCAGUCACGCUCGCGCGCCUUUUUUUUCUGCGCUUGUCAUCGCCGGCAACAGAAGCAGUAGGUCCCGGGCUGGUCGUGAUUGUUGUCUUCUUGCUUCGAGUCUUGCCGUCAGCUUCCUCUCCGCUGUCAGCUUCCUUUGUGGAACCAGAAGCCCUAAACUUGAAGACAGGCAGCGGCUACUCUGUGUGAAGAACAUCUCUACGAGGAUCACCUUUCUUCCAACCCUUUCAACCUUUUAUUAUUUAUCAGAAAGAAGAAAAAGGAUGGUUCUAUCGGAGGAGGAAAUCAACAGGCUGUAUAGAAUUAGGAAGACGGUGAUGCAGAUGCUGAGGGACAGGGAUUACCUUGUUGGGGACUUCGAGAUCAAGAUGAGUAGAGAAGAAUUUAGAAGAAAAUAUGGCGAGAACAUGAAGAGGGAAGACCUUGUCAUCAACAAAUCCAAGAAGGAUAAUUCUUCUGACCAGAUCUAUGUCUUCUUCCCCGAAGAAGCUAAAGUUGGUGUCAAGACCUUGAAGACCUACACCAAUCGAAUGAACUCCGAGAAUGUUUUCAGGGCUAUCUUGGUUUGUCAACAGAAUUUAACACCAUUUGCCCGCACUUGUAUCAGUGAAGUUUCUCAAAAAUUUCACUUGGAGGUUUUCCAGGAAGCAGAAUUGCUGAUCAACAUAAAAGAACAUGUUCUUGUCCCUGAGCAUCAAGUACUUACUGAUGCAGAGAAGAAAACUUUGAUUGAGAGAUAUACUGUGAAAGAAACUCAACUUCCUAGGAUUCAAGUUACUGAUCCUGUUGCAAGAUAUUAUGGAUUGAAGCGUGGACAAGUUGUUAAGAUAAUCCGGCCAAGUGAGACUGCAGGCAGAUAUGUUACCUACCGAUUUGUUGUAUAAGAAUUUCCUUCAACGUCCUGACUAUAUUUAUGGUACCAUAUGCCCUCUAUCGAUAGAUAUUUAUGAGAGCUUGAAGCAUGGACAAGGAUAAAGAACCGUCUUUUUCUUUUGGGUGUACUCUUUUAGCUAUCAGUUAGAAGUUAUUGUUGAACCUUAGUAGUCAAACUAAGACAUUCUAUACUGCGGUGGUUAGUUUCCAAUGUUCCGCAAAACCCGUCUUUAACUGCACGAAUUCUUUUGGUUGUGCGCUCUCGGUGGGUUAUUCUGAAUAUCGGAAAAUAUGGUGACUCGGAUUCCGCAUAAAAUGGCAUCAGAAUAGGAUCCACUAAUAACUUUUUUUAAUUAAAAUAUUUUCUUUCAAUUCA